AUGCCUCCAUAUCCUUUCCAAAACAUCGAUGAUUACAUGCUUGACAAUACGAACAUGACUAGCAAUACGAACAUGACUAGCAAUACGAACAUGACUAGCAAUACGAACAUGACUAGCAAUACGAACAUGACUAGCAAUACGAACAUGACUAGCAAUACGAACAUGACUAGCAAUACGAACAUGACUAGCAAUACGAACAUGACUAGCAAUACGAACGAAUGA
This is a messenger RNA of Penicillium crustosum, 222 nucleotides long. RefSeq lists its product as uncharacterized. The transcript is spliced from 2 exons. The record is from RefSeq and is a predicted model, not a curated record. The coding region runs from base 1 to 222 and encodes 73 amino acids. Lineage: Eukaryota; Fungi; Ascomycota; Eurotiomycetes; Eurotiales; Aspergillaceae.